This is a messenger RNA of Nakaseomyces glabratus, 1347 nucleotides long. RefSeq names its product oxysterol-binding protein related protein OSH7 (gene OSH7). Lineage: Eukaryota; Fungi; Ascomycota; Saccharomycetes; Saccharomycetales; Saccharomycetaceae. The record is from RefSeq and is a predicted model, not a curated record. Gene Ontology annotation, molecular function: sterol binding. Gene Ontology annotation, cellular component: intracellular membrane-bounded organelle; cortical endoplasmic reticulum; membrane. Gene Ontology annotation, biological process: maintenance of cell polarity; piecemeal microautophagy of the nucleus; endocytosis.
AUGAAGGACAGUUUAAAAAUCAAAGGGAACUCUGCUUCUCAUUCUUCAACUUCCUUAUCAGAAAGCAUGUCAAAAGUGUCUAUCAGUUCCAAAAGUAAUGAAAAUAUAGAUACGGAUGAUAUUGAUGAGAAUGAUGAAUCCGGCCAAAAUAUACUGUUGAGUAUCAUAGCACAAUUGAAGCCGGGAUGUGAUUUGAGUAAAAUCACAUUACCGACCUUUAUUCUUGAGAAGAAGUCAAUGCUAGAGAGAAUCACAAACCAGUUACAAUUUCCUGAUAUUGUUUUAGAUGCCCAUCAAGAAAAGGAUGAAUUACAGAGGUUUGUAAAGAUUGUGAAAUGGUAUUUAGCUGGUUGGCAUAUUGCACCCAAAGCUGUUAAAAAGCCCUUAAACCCUGUAUUAGGUGAACAUUUUACCUGCUAUUGGGAUCUCCCUAAUAAACAGCAGGCUUUCUAUAUCGCUGAACAGACAUGUCACCAUCCGCCUGAAUCUGCAUACUUUUAUAUGAUUCCUGAAUCCAAUAUAAGAGUCGAUGGUGUCGUAAUCCCAAAGUCCAGAUUUUUGGGUAACUCAUCUGCUGCUAUAAUGGCUGGUGAAACAAUUUUACAAUUUCUUGACAUGAAAGAUAAGGACGGCAAGCCAGAAAAGUAUACAUUGUCGCAACCAAAUAUUUAUGCAAGAGGAAUCCUAUUUGGUAAGAUGAGAAUGGAGGUCGGGGACCACAUGAUAAUUAAAGGUCCAAAAUAUGAGGUAGAUGUUGAGUUCAAAACCAAAGGUUUUAUAUCUGGUACUUAUGAUGCGAUUGAAGGUGUUAUCAAGGACAAAAAGGGUAAAGAAUAUUAUCAAAUUAGUGGUAAAUGGAAUGAUAUUAUGUACAUUAAAGAUUUAAGAGAAAAGCAUGCGAAAAAGACCGUCUUAUUUGAUACUCAUAAAAAUAAACCUUUGAAACCAAAGGUUAGGCCAUUGGAAGAGCAAGGUGAAUAUGAGUCACGUAGAUUGUGGAAGAAGGUUACUGAUGCCUUGGCAGUUCGGGAUCAUGAAGUCGCAACGGAAGAAAAGUUCAAAAUUGAAGACUACCAAAGACAGCUACGGAAGAAAAGACUUGAGGAUGGGGUUGAAUUUCAUCCAAAACUAUUCAGGAAAGCUAAUCCGGGUGAUGAUAUUGAUCAUUAUAUUUAUAAGCAUAUACCUGAAGGUGAUGAUUAUGAAGCUCAGAUUAAAAGUAUUUUGGAGAUUGCACCAAUUUUACCAGGCCAGAAAUUUACAGAGAAAUUCGCAAUACCUGCUUUUAAGAAGCAUGAAAUACAAGAGAAGUCCAUGUCUCAGCUUUCACUACACAAAGCUAAGUAG